AAACACCUUACAGCGCGAAAUUCAGGAUUACACGCAUAAGCGGCAAGGGAACAGCAACGUGACGUGGGGCCAAACCACGUCACGUCACCUGACCAGACCUUCCGUUUAUCUUCCAAAAUAAAGAAAUGGAAAAACCCAGAACAGAAGAUGCGGUGGAUAAUGCCAUAUCAGAGGAUAAACCUAUGGACUCAUCCUCGACAUCAUCAUCACAGGUUGAUUCUCAAAAUAGGGAGUCCAGGAAUAUGAUUAUGAAUUCGAGCCGAAUUGCAAAAAGUUCAGAUCUAACCCUUCAAAUACCUCCAAGGCCCGGGGGUUUUGGGAGCAGCCGUAGUGGCAAAGGUUUACUCCAGUCUCCAAGUGUCGUAAAUGGAAAUUCUUCAAGUGGAGGCUUUCUUCGGGCUCUAAGCUUUAAGAAGAGGGCCACUGCAUCAGAUGGCGAAAGAAGCUCUCUCCUGAGUUCAGAUCCUAAGGCUGAAAGCCCCCUUUUUGCCAAUCUCAUGCCCAAAUUUAAUUGGAAAAGGUGUACUUCCCUUCCUGUCACUCAUGCAGCAGUUCUGUCACCUCAAGUUAUUACACCUACAUCAGCAAGGACUCUAAGCGAACGGCAAAAGUCACACAUAAGUGCUUCGCAAGCUACUGUUUCGAGGUCCCUCUCAGUACCUGGGAGGAAUAUUGUUAUUGUAAGGUCAUCAUCUUUUGCUACCCGUGAAAAUCAGGAUCCAGACGCUGACAGUGAUCAAAUUACUCCUGAUCCUGUCCACGAGGAUCAAGAGAUUCCUGAAGAAGAAGCUAUCUGCAGGAUCUGUUUCGAUACCUGUGACGAAAGAAAUACACUCAAGAUGGAGUGCUGCUGUAAAGGUGCACUCCGACUCGUUCAUGAAAAUUGUGCAAUCAAAUGGUUUAGCAUAAAAGGAAACAAAUUAUGUGACGUAUGUGGUAAAGAAGUUUCAAAUUUACCGGUGACUUUGCUUCGGGUGCCAAAUACUCAAAGAGAUAACAGGGAGCAGAACCAACAGGGUCUGAAUGCGACAAGUGCUUGGCAAGACUUUGUGGUGCUCGUCUUGAUAAGCACAAUUUGCUAUUUCUUCUUCCUUGAGCAGCUACUGGUAAGUUAUCAGGCAAUGGAACGCUGUCAGAACCAUCACCACAUUGUUACGCCAGUUCCACCACCUUCCGACAGACCCGUCGUCACCAACAUCUCACCAUUACCAACUCAACUACUACCACGAUCGCCACCACCAAAAUAUGGAAGCGGCUACCACCAUCACUCCAACAACCAAAAUGUCUUUGCAAAAGCACUGUUGCUUCAGAGUGACGCCUUUCAGUUGUGGGGUCUUGAGUGCGGUUGUGAGUGUCUUCGCAGCGAUCACAACCCACCACCUCAUAGCAACUACCAAAUCCACCAGCAUCCCCACAACUGCACAGAUAUGUCACCACCAACCAUCCGGGCUACAGCAGCGGCAAUGCUGCUUUAG
This is a messenger RNA of Olea europaea var. sylvestris, 1475 nucleotides long. RefSeq lists its product as uncharacterized. NCBI's taxonomy places the organism in Eukaryota, Viridiplantae, Streptophyta, Magnoliopsida, Lamiales, Oleaceae. The record is from RefSeq and is a predicted model, not a curated record. The transcript has 7 exons. The coding region runs from base 126 to 1475 and encodes 449 amino acids. Gene Ontology annotation, molecular function: zinc ion binding.